Dibothriocephalus latus is the source of this 420-nucleotide messenger RNA. NCBI's taxonomy places the organism in Eukaryota, Metazoa, Platyhelminthes, Cestoda, Diphyllobothriidea, Diphyllobothriidae. The record is from the annotation of a GenBank genome assembly.
AUGCCUCGUUUUGAUGGUGCCUAUGUGGCCACUUCGGCUAUCGGAGAUGCGGCGGACUCAACUGCUACCACCACCUGCACCUCCGCCAGUCAUCGUCUGAUUUUGGAUCAACUGGAAAAUGUCAUACCGGCGGAGGAAUUGGAACUAUUUAUGGCAAUCACACGUGAGGGCUUUCCCUCCAUCCACGACGAGCUCGAGGCUGACUUUGCUAAGUGCCAAGCCCUGGCUGCUCAUGGGCUAACCAAUCAGGCAGUCGCUUGGGCGCGCUAUCUGGCCCUGCAGACGCUUCUGGGCGCGUCAUUUCUGUUGCACAGAGCCAGGUUGGCGGCCGAGGAAGGCCUUCGUCUGGCUCAACAAAUCUCCCUUCUGAAGUCCAGCUCUACUGGCGGCGGUGGAGGAGGCAGCACAGGUGGUCGCUCG